Messenger RNA from Dictyostelium purpureum, 861 nucleotides. RefSeq lists its product as uncharacterized. The transcript has 4 exons. Gene Ontology annotation, molecular function: protein-L-histidine N-tele-methyltransferase activity. Bases 1 to 861 code for a protein of 286 amino acids. The record is from RefSeq and is a predicted model, not a curated record. NCBI's taxonomy places the organism in Eukaryota, Evosea, Eumycetozoa, Dictyosteliales, Dictyosteliaceae. Gene Ontology annotation, biological process: peptidyl-histidine methylation, to form tele-methylhistidine.
AUGUCAUUUAAAUUUAAUUUUCAUAUUGAUGAUAAAGAAGAUAUAAAAGAAGAUAAAGAUAUAUCAGAAUUUGAUAUAGAAUCUAAAAUUGAUGAAUUACCAUCAAAAUAUUUAGAGUUUAAUGUUAAUAAUAAAGAUAUAAUUUUAAAAUUAGAAAAUGAAAACGUUAAUUUUAAUCAAAAUAAAAGUUUAAAGAAAUUAAUUAAACCAUUUAAAAAUAAUGAAAAUAGUGGUGAUAAUAAUAAUGAUAAUAAUUAUGAAAAUUUAUUAAAUAAAACAGAUUUAAUUCCAGGUGUAUACGAAGGUGGUUUCAAAUUAUGGGAAUGUGCAAUUGAUGUUAUUAAUUAUUUAAUUGAAGAUAAUAUAGAUUUAAAAAAUAAAAAAGUUUUAGAAAUAGGAUGUGGACAUGGUUUGCCAGGUAUAUUUUGUUUACUUCAUGGUAGCGUGGUAACAUUUCAAGAUUAUAAUCAAGAGGUUAUAUUUAAUUUAACUCAACCAAAUUUAAUAAUUAACAAUAGUAAUAAUGACAAUAACAAUAAAGAAAAUAGUAAAUUUAUAUCGGGCGAUUGGAAGUUUGUUGAUGAAUUAUUAAAUAAUGAAAAAUUCGAUCUUAUUUUAACCUCAGAUACAUUAUAUAAUAUUGGAUCUUUUAAAAAACUUCAUAAUCUAAUUUCAAAUCAUUUAGAGACAAAUGGAAAAUGUUAUUUAGCAAGUAAAACAUAUUAUUUUGGAGUUGGUGGUGGAAUUAGAAAAUUUGAAGAACUAGCAAACGUUUUAAAUAUUUUAUCAAUUAAAACAGUAAGGGAUAUUAAAGAUGGUUUUUCAAAUGUUAGAGAAGUUGUUGAAAUUACAAAAAAAUAA